GUUCCGAACGGAGGAGCAAAUGAAGACGAUUGACGCGCGAGAUAUCAUGUAUGAGGAGAUACUGGUUUGCGAAAACAUCGGACGUUGCAGAGAAAAGUAACUGUCUUCAUGAAGUUUUAAGUGUGGCACGAACUCAGCUGCGAAGACCGGACACAGAUCCAGGAUGCCCAUUCCUCCCCCGCCCCCUCCACCCCCUGGGGGACCCCCUCCUGCCCCCACCUUAAGACAGGCAAAUACUACCCCUCCCAAGCUGACCCGGGAUGAAGCAAAGGGCAGAGGGGCAUUGCUCUCUGAUAUCUGUAAAGGGGCCAAGUUGAAGAACGUGGGUGUUGUCAAUGAUAGGAGUGCACCUAUGAUUGAGAAGCCGAAAGUAAGCAGUGGAUGCAUGUCCACCAGUGCAGGAAGUUCUGCACCAGUGCAGCCAGUGGGAGGGCUGUUUCAGGGUGGUGUCCCAAAAUUGCGACCUGUUGGAGUUGAACCGUAUGUUGCAGAUGGUUCCGUAGGCAGGUCUGCACUUCAUCCACCUGGCACUCGUUCAGCUGCUCCACGCCCACCUGGUGCCCACGACGAUACUGACAGUCCCUCUCAGCAAAACUCUCCUCCAGAGUCCAGCUGUUCCCAGAGACCGUCCCUGCCCGAUCUCUCCCGGUCCCCCGGUGGAGGCAGCAGCCCCUCUACAGGCAUGAAGCACAGCUCUUCUGCCCCCCCUCUUCCACCCCCCAUGUCUCGACGUGGAAACGCUCCGCCGGCUCCACCGCAGAAGGCUGCGGCAGCCUCGUACAACCGAGAAAAGCCCCUUCCGCCAACUCCAGGGCAGAGAGGACCCUCGCCUGCACCUGAGCGUGAAAAAGCACCUCCUCCGCCAGUGAAACCCCCUCCGUCUCCUUUGAGCAGCCGCUCCUCUUCGUCAUCCUCUUCCUCCCUGGCCCCGCCUCCACCUCCUUACCGUCAGCAGUCCGGGGUCUCAAAUGGCCCCUCCAGUCCUGUGAACGAGGCGGCCCCUGAGCUGCCCCAGCGGCACAACUCGCUCAGUAAGAAGCCUUCAGUGGGUGGACACACCCCAACACGUGGGCAUGCCCCCCCUCCCCCACCAUCACCCACCCCACAAGCUGGCAGACCCGCGCCUCCAGCACGAGAGCCUCCGGGACGGGGAGCAGCUCCUCCAGUUCCUGGACAGCCAUCUCGAAAUGGCCGGGAUGCUCUGCCGCCGCCACCUCCUUACCGAGGUAGCACCUCAGAUGUUCCCAGCCGAGGCAAGCCCCCUCCUCCCCCCUCCCGCACACCAGCCGGACCCCCACCCCCUCCCCCGCCCAUCCGCAAUGGACACACUUCCAUUUCUCGUUCCUUUGUAGAUGACUUCGAGUCCAAGUAUUCUUUUCAUCCUCUGGACGACUUUCCUCCUCCAGAAGAGUAUAGACACUUCACUAAGAUAUACCCAAGCAAAGCCAACAGAGUAAUGAGAGGAGCUCCUCCUUUACCACCUGUGGGAAGGUAAACACUGUGACCGGUCGCUUGUGCUGCAUCAGCGAUGAGGGUUCUUCACGCUGACCCAAACGUUCAUAAGCAGACAAUCUCACAUGCACAACUAAACUCACAAAGCCUGCACCUUAUUAACAACCAUUCCCCUUUGGAUAACAUUCCUUCACGUCAAAUGCAUCUCUCUCAUUACCACUUUUUGUCUUCGUGGACCAAGAGCGAGACUUACGGGAAGUGUUGCAUUCCACCACCAAUAACUUUUUCCUAGGUAGCAUUGCACAUUAGAUUUUACAUGCAUUGAGAGCUAGCAGAGCGUAAUGUCCAAACCUGGAUGUAGGUAGUGCGAAGCAAUUGAGAAGGAAACGGAAAAGCGGGUCCCAGAAAAAUGUCUUAACUACCACGUCAGGCAACAUAUUAAAGGAAUGGUUCACCUGAAAAUGGAUAUUCUGUUAUUUACUCACCCUCAUGCACCCAUAUGACUUUCAUUCCUCCAUGGCACACGUUGGGCAGAUUGCUAGGGACUGACAGCCACAGUCACUGAUCACUUUCAUUGCAUAAUUGUUUCAUACAUUGAAAUUAAAUGUUGACUGAGGCGAUCAUUCUGGUUUUGCACAGAAGAAAAAAAAAAAAGUCAAAACAGGUUCAGAACAUAAUGAGGGUGAGUGAAUGAUGACAGUAUUUACAUUUUUGGGUGAAAUAGCUCUUUAAAUGUUAGUUUUUUGUUUCUCUUUUAAUACACUACCCCAUGUUAUGCACUGUGAAUAUUGUUUGACACUCCGAGCAGAAUGCGUCUUGAGUGUAAACUGAACUGUAAAAACUAACUGCUUUAGAUGACGUACCCCUUUUUCAGGGAACAGCCAUUACCUUUAAGUUCUCUCAGGGGGUUUUUGGACUUCAUUACCCUCUCCAAAGGCAGAGAACGUUAAGAUUUGCAAACAAGAGUUAUGACAGGUCUAAAAGUGCCAAGAGAACACUACCAUUACCCAAACAGCAUGUCUCAAGUGCUUCAGUCACAAUGGACUAUUGAUUGUUAUAAAGAUAAACCAUGAGUCGAGCAGGUUUAAAGAAGUUAGUCACUACUUCUCACACUUUGUUCUGUAACCCUAUCUGCAAUGUGAAUGCUGGCUUUUGUGAUUGUUCCCUAUAAUAUUUCCCUGUUACACUUCUGGUUGGAAAAGCUUCAUCCUUUUCAUAAUGUAUGCUUUACCUUCGUGACCUGGUUGUAAGCAAAACUUCUGCUUUGCAUUUGUGACCUGGUUGUAAGCAAAACUUCUGCUUUACAUUUGUGACCUGGUUGAGAGCAGACCUUGUCCAUGUGUGGCCUGUGGACUGGUUUUGUAAGGCAGCAUGGCAUACAAGACUGUCUUUGUAUCCUGAGGGAGAGUCACUGGACUUUAAACAACCUUUACUGAAACUAAAUAUUGAGUAUCAACACUAAUGGUUUAUCGAUUCUUGUAACUUUUCAAACUAAUUUGUCAAGUUCAAUGCAUGCUGCUGUUUGGGACAGAUCUCCAAUGAAGAAGUUGGGCAUAUUUGCAUGUAAAGCUGCACACUGCUUUCUGUAUUGCAUUCUUUCUGGGUUGUUUAUUUUAUUUUUUAUUCAUAAUGCAUCUGCCUUUCGGAUGACAGGACCAUAACAAAGCGUUCUGGAAUUGUUUUUUUAUUCUAUGUAGUAUUGUUGCAGAUAUAUGGUAACAACCUUUACCAGUCAUUUCAAACCCUAAUCGCACAAUUAUCAUUGUUUUUCGAGAUGGCUCACCUAUAAAUUAACAUUCUGUCAUUCACUCACCCUCAUGUCAUUCUAAGUGUGCUUGACUUUAUUUCUCUAUUGAACACAAAAGGAGAUGUUUGACAGAAUAUAGGGACUGACAGCGUUAGUCACCAUUCAUUUUCAUCAUAUGGCACAAAGAUGCCUUUAAAGUGAGUGGCGACUGAGGCUGUCAGUCCCUAACUUUCUACUUUUUGUGUUUGCGAUUGCACAUCUAGGGGUGAGUAAAUGAUAUACGAAUUUUCAUUUUUGAAAGAAGCAAAUCAUUUGUCAAAUCACUGAUGACCGCUUCCCAGCUUAUCUUUCUUUGGGGCUGGAUUUGUUUAGUGGCAAAUUGCUAGAUCUUGCUGUUUAUAAAUUCCAUGGUAAUUCAUUCUCCAUCUGAACUCGAGAGAUGGACUACCAACAUUUUACCAUGCUUUUUUGAAAGAGUGUCAUGGAGUCUGUCAUCGGCUCUAAUAUCUAGCUGAUAUGGAAAAUUAUGCAACAUUUCAGUCCUGCAGAAAUCUUACUUUCUCAUAAAUGGACAAUAGAUGAGAUACAACACUGCAGAAACAUUGCCCCUUUUAACUUCUCUGUCUUUAUGCCUUAUAUUUACUAAUUAACGUCUCGGUACAGGGUUUGAAAGAAAAUAAGUUACAUGAAUGAAACAUUUGUGUAUUUACAGUAAAUAGCAAGAUAUGGUAGUGAUAUUAGGUAUUAAUCUAUUUUUACGUUGUAAAAAGCGUGUAAUAUAGUGAAUCAUUUCAGGCAAACAUGAAUAAUUUAGGCUUCAACUGAAGUCACUGACUAGUCAUCGUUUGACGGUGUGUAUGUCCUCAUACCCCAAUACGGUUGAGGAAAGGUUUCUUAGAUUAUACUUGUCCUUAAUCGCCUACUGUACGCCAGCAGGGGUCAGUUUACACGUCAUCCCUUGCUCACAUUGAGAGAGAGAUUCUUGUCAUUGCCACCAUUUCAUGCUUAACUGAAGCCUGUCAAAACUUGUUGGUCUGUUGAUCGACCAGUUGAAAUAAAGCUUAGAAAAAUGACCUCAAUGGGUACUACUCUUUUGUAUAAAGUUGAACACAAUAGGAUAUUUCCUCGUGUCGGUUGAUGCAAUCACAAUUGGUCAGGUGAGACAGAUCACCAUUUACACCUAGUACUAAUAUCCACCUUUUUCCUGACUUCUCUAUGGGUGUCGCCAUUACGGCGAGAGACUUCCGCUUAGUUGUUGCUGGAUGAAUAUGAGCUGUUAUAGGGAGUUAACAACUACACAUGGCUUAAAAACUACUGUAAAAUGAAUGUCACAACAAUAAGCCCCCACAAAAGCUGUCAAUGCUGAAACAUUUCGAGUCAAACCAGAUGUAAUAAUCAGAGGUUGCAUUAAACUAAUUCUCUGUCACUUGCCUAUUUUUUAAAACAUUGACAGAUAUUUCCAAAUGAUGUCUGUCAUUUUGGAAGAUAUCAAAGAUGAAAAACAUUUAAGCCAAGGUCCGUGUUUUUUGUAUUAAUCAUAUCUUUACGAGGUUCAUAUCUCCCACUGUGAGUGUAUGUGAAUGAGGGAGAGACAGAGUUGAAGGCGGCACUUGUGAAUGCAGAAAUAAUGCCAUCUAGCGCAUCAUAUUUGUGGUUUCUCUCUCUCUCUCUCUAUUUUUCUCUAUUAACCAACAUCUUAUGGAGUUUUGAGUUCCUUACCACAGUUGCCUUCAGCUUGCUCACUGGGGUUCUAAAUACAACUAUUAUUUAUUUAUUUUUAUAAACAAUUUACAAUCAUAUUUAAUCAUACUACACAGUGGUGACUCUAAGACUUUAUAGAUAUUACAGUUUCAUUUUCUGUUAAAGCAUGAUUUUCUGUAAUGCUGACAAACUCCCAUAUCAUGACAUACACUGACUUUUGGACCUGACGCUGAAAAGCGCUUCCUCUUUGGCACGGAGAACUGCUGUUUUUUCCAAAAACUAUUUGAAACGUGGACUCGUGAGACCUACUUUCCAUCUCAUAUGAGAUGAGCCCAGAGAAGUCAGUGGUGCUUUUGGACAGUGUUGAUGUAUGGCUUCUGCUUUGUAUAGUAAAACCUUAACUUGCAUCUGUGGAUGCAACAGCGAAUGGUGUUGACUGACAAUGGUUUACCGAAGUAUUCCCAAGCCCUUAUCAUGAUAUCCAUUACAGAUGUAUGACGCUUUUUAAUACAGUGACAUCUGAGGGAUCGUUGAUCAUGCGCAUUCAGAAGUGCAUUUCGGCCUUGCCCUUUACACAUUGACAUUUGACCAGAUUCCAAUAUUAUAACUAUAUUGUGCACUGCAGAUGGUGAAAUGCCCAAAAUCCUUCCAGUUUUUUUGGGGGGGACAUAUUUUUUUCUUUUUUUUUUAAAAGCGCUGGAUUAUUUGUUGAUGCAUCUGUUGGCAAAUUGGCAAGCCUCAGCCCAUUCUUGCUCUUGAAGGACUAGGCUCUUUUUCUAGGCUGCUUUUAUACUAUAACACGAUUGCCUCACCUGUUUAACUUCACCUUGUUAUUUCAAUUCAUCAGAUUGUUAUUAGUUCUAAAUUUUUGGAGCAUGUUGCAAUCAUCUGAUUUAAAAAUGAGUGUAUAUUUUCGAAAAAUAAAUAAAUAAAAUACAAUUCAGCACAGGGAGAAUCAAAUUUACAAAUCACUCCUUUUCGUUUAAUUUGCAUUUUCCAUAUUGUCCCAACUUUUUUGGAAUUGUGGUUGUAUAUGAUGGAAUAACAACAGCCGCUAAAAUAGUUUACUCUGGAUUCGUCAAAUCAGCGCAAUUUAACCACAAGGAACAACUUUCUUGCUAUAUAUGCUUGCUAUAUAUAUAUAUAUAUAUAUAUAUGACAGUUGAGCUGCCCGACUAGCAGUUCUUUGCAGUUUUUUAAAACAGUGUUUUGAAUGUGACAUCUUAGCUCUAAAGGCAUUAUGGUAUAGUACAGUGUCCAGUUGAUGCGCACUUCAGAAUCUCACUGGAUGUAGUAGGUCAUCGAGAUACUUCUCGUCUACUCUUUUAUAAAUGCUGAUGAGUCGCACACCCUUCUCCAUUGGCAUACUCUUUUUGUCAUACUAUAUUGUAGGGAAGCAUGCAUAUUUGGACUCAGUCCUAGAUUUUAAUUAUGGAGUAAUCAGAUUAAACCAAUCCAAGUGGACUGAUAUCCAAAAGGUUUAAUGUCCAGACUCAUGUUCAAGGUGUACAUCUAGCAGUGGUGUAGUCAAGACCAGACCCUCCAAGACCCAGACCAAGACUAGACCCCUUGAGACCAAGACCAAGACUAGGCCCUCCAAGACCACAUUUAUAUGGUCUCAAGAUGUCUUGAGACCAAGACCACAAGAUCAAGACCCCACCUCUGAAUAAUACCCCUGUUCAUUAAAAAAUCAAAUAUUGUAAUAUGAUAAGAAUUGUCAUUUUCAUUUAAAAGGUGGCUGGCCUAAAUUGCUUUGUGAUGAUAGUCAUCACUAGUAUGAAAUCAAAUAUCAUUUCACAUAAUUUCAUUUUAUAGAGUUUGCAGAUUGGUAGGCAUGGUUAUUUACUUUAAUAUUGUUAUAUGUUAAAGAAAGUUAGCUGUCUAGCAAAUAGGAAAUAAUAUAAAAAAAACAUGUCAAAGACAAUGUGACUAACUUAUCUAUUGAAUUAUGAUGAUGUACCACGUGCUUCACUUAAUGUGUGACAUAUUUUGCAGGUUGCUCUCCGUUUCUUAUUUUGAGAAUCAUCUUCAGAAUUUUCAAAUGCAAAUUUUACCACUGCAGGCUCUGACAUUUUCCAGACUGCUAUAUAGAGAAAACAGUCCAGUUUUACGAGAUGCCUUCGUAAUCCAAAUAUAUAUAAAAUAAUACAACUAAAGUGAAGUGACUUGAGUUGGCUAGUGCACAACAAUUGAAGUCUGCAUGGCAUUAGUCUGAUUUUCACUGCAUGUACACUAAUAAUUAUGUAUACUAUUAAACUAUUCAAACAACUAUGCAUAAAGUUAUGCACUGAAAAUAACAGUGAAGAAACAAAGCAAGAAAAAUGCUGAUGUGAAAUAUAUCAAAUAUUAUUUUCAUAAUAACUGAAAAUUAUAUUUUGAAAGAACUGAUUGAAAUUAGUCUGAAUUCCCAAAAGCAUGGUUAAUUGAGAAAUGUGUUUCAUAUGCAUUAUUAUUGUAACAAAAUAAUACUGUUUAUUUAAUUUUUUUUAAAUCACAGACAUGUCAGCUGAGUGCAGAGGCGUUUAAGUCCCCAGCUCAGCCUUUGCUCACAGACUGAGUUCUGUACGUGCUUACUGUCGCACUCUCAAGCAAGGAGUAAAAACGAUGUAAAUAAGACAUUUAUUGUGCAAUUACUACAGCUUUAUUGAUUAUAAUGAGAGUUUUGGGGAGAGUGCAGAACUCAGUGAGCUUGCGUUUAACUAAAGUGAUUGACAGCUUCAGUGAUUAUAAAUGGAGCACGUUUUGCUCGCUUUCUGUAUAUAAUUUAAUCACAAUUUAAAUACGUUUUAUUUCAUGCUGCCAAGAAGAGGAACAGUGUAAAGUUGUCCGUUUGGUCACUGUCUUAAUAUAGGCUACUAAUGAAUAAAUAGUAUGAACUAGGAACACAGUUCUCAACUUGUUUGGGAUGUGUAGCUGCAUAAAUAUGGCAUGCAAUAAAAUUAUAGUAAUAGAUCUUAUUAAUAGCGAUUACAAUAUCAGGGGAAAAAAUCUUUAAUUAUUAGUCAUAAUCAUUCACCCCUACUAAAGAACACCUUGCAAACUUAUUGGGUCAUGCGAUUACUCCGAGUGAAGUCACGGCUUCUACAUGGCAGAUGUAAUCAUAAAUCAUUCAUGUUUGCCUUGUGUUGUUAAACCAUAGUUUUUGCACUUUCAUUCAUGUGGUGAGAGAUGGUGCUUGCUGACACAUGCGGUAUGACUGUGCUUGCAAAUUCUCAGCAAUGGUAAAGAUGCAGCGCCAAUUAAUGGCUGAAAUAAUAAUCACAUUUAGUGCACUGGUAAAUACACAGUGGUCUUGACCAUCAAGAGUAUAGGCUGAGACCGAGACGCAGACCAUGACCACGUUUAAAUAUGGUCUCGAGACGUCUUGAGACCAAGACCACAAGAUCAAGACCCCAUGAGAGGCUGUGUUUUUAACUGUAGGGGUAUGCUGUUGCAUAAGGUAGAAACUAUGUGCGAGUACAGGCUUAGGUUUUAUAGUUGUUUUAUAACUCACUCGUCCAAUCAGAUUUUAGAAUUGGAAUUUUUUUUUUUUUUUUUUUUCAAAACAAAAUUUGUACCUGUAAUUCUAGAGUUCUAUCAAAAGAGAGCACUGAGCUAUGAGCUGAACAACUUUCAAAAUCACCUGUUUCAGAUUUGGCCACUCCCUCAGUAUAGUUUCAUAGUGUUUUUAUAUGAUCUGUUCACAUAAAUGUAGCUCCUAAAUAUACCAUUUCAUUUCCUGCAAGGGGACAAUAUCUUGACUAUGAUUUCACUGCAAAACCUGAUAGGUCUUUUUUCCAACUUCUUAUGUAAUUGGUGCCUCAAACAUGGGAGGGACUUGAGUAACAGGUAUUGGUGUACCUUUCUAAAAACCCAUGGGCAGCGAAAUGUUCUGAUAGACUACAAAGACAGAGAAAACAACACCUGCACUGUGAACUUCAUCUUGGAAAGACAACAGAUGACAACUACUAAAACAACAAAACAAGUGGCAACAGUGAAGAGACAAUCCAGACACCAUUAUUUUGAUCUGGAUGUGGCCUUUUGGAUAUAGUUUUGGCUUUGGAACCUGCAGUUCGGCUUUUAAUAUUCAAGGCUGCCGUUUAACAGAUGACAAAGAUAUGUAUAACCAAGCACAUGGUGUAUGGUUUCAUCAGAGAUAUCAAGUGGGAUUUAUCUAAUAUGCCGAAACUACCUCGACCAGCAUUUCAGAAAUGGAUAUGGAUGAAUAUGGAGUCUCCAGCCAAUUCACCACAAAUUCCCUAGCUGAAGGAUCUGUUUAAUUUGACUUCAAGUUAUCGUCGGGAUUCUGAUGUCCAGGUACCUUACGGUUGGCUCUCAGAGGCCACAAUUGAGGAGAAAAAAAAAAAAAAAAAAAAAAAAAAAAAAAUAUACAA
This is a messenger RNA of Myxocyprinus asiaticus (Chinese sucker), 9273 nucleotides long. Its product is annotated as WAS/WASL-interacting protein family member 2-like. Gene Ontology annotation, molecular function: actin binding. The coding region runs from base 164 to 1495 and encodes 443 amino acids. The record is from RefSeq and is a predicted model, not a curated record. NCBI's taxonomy places the organism in Eukaryota, Metazoa, Chordata, Actinopteri, Cypriniformes, Catostomidae. The transcript has 9 exons.